Molecule: messenger RNA, 7658 nt
Organism: Exaiptasia diaphana
Lineage: Eukaryota; Metazoa; Cnidaria; Anthozoa; Actiniaria; Aiptasiidae
Product: cilia- and flagella-associated protein 47
Exons: 41
Coding region: 82-7536 (2484 amino acids)
Molecular function (GO): protein binding
Source: RefSeq, a predicted model, not a curated record
UAUAAAUAUUGUUCUUAUUCAGGUCCGUCAUUAGUUGACUUUGGACAAGUGUGCUUGCGAUCUAUUAGUAGUCAAGAUCUGAUGAUAGCAAAUAACUUGGAUGCUCAUAUUCACAUUGUAGCCAGAAUUGACAGCCGUGAGUUAAGACAGACAUCACCACUAUCACAAGUGGUUCCUCCUCAUUCAUUGGCAAAAYUGACUCUCAUGUUUGAAUCAAAUUCCAAAGGUCAUUUUGAAAGGAGUGUAGAUUACACAAUCAAUGGUCAUCAUCGACAACACAUUGUUGUAACAGCUGAUGUUGUACCUGUUGACCUUGAGCUUGCUACUCAUGUGGUAACACUACAACCUUGUCCUGGAACACUAUGGGAAACAGGUUUGCAGGGGUCAAUAACUUUGUUUAACAACAGAAACUACCCAGCAGAGUUUACCUGGGAACCAAUAAUAACGGAACUAGGAACUGCCUUCUCUAUUAGACCAUCACAAGGUGUGGUUGAUGCUUUUACCAAUAUGAUGUGUCAGAUAUGCUAUAUGCCAACAUUCUCAACUCCAUGGGAAACAGACUUUGCUUUACAUGUUAAUGGAGGGGAGCAAAAGACUUUAAAGUGUUUAGCCAAGGUGGGGCCUACAAGCUGCUCAUUUGUAGAAAGACGCUUACUUUUUGGACCAGUCCCUCUCAACUUGACAACCACUAAGAGUGUAUCCAUAAAAAACACAGGCAAUAAUCAUGCUUACUUUGAGAUUGUUGACACACAUCCAAUCCAAGGAAUGUCCAUGAGUCCUAAAGAAGGAAUAAUUSCUGUUGGUGGAACAGCAGAAAUUACCGUUGACUACCAUCCAGAUGCAAUACACAAGUUUGAUACAAAUAUCCAAGUUAAUAUUCGUGGGGGGAAAAUGCUAACGCUUCGUGUAGGUGGUACUGUUGAGCCACCUUGUGUGGAUGUGGAUGUGGAUACUUUUCGUUUUGGUGGAGUCCACUGUGGUGCACUUUCAAAGAUUCCCUUCAAAAUGCAGAAUCUCGGUCGCACUGAAGCAAGGCUUGAAAUGAACUUAUCACGUUACAUGGACUUUUCACUUAAAGUGUUUGAUGUAGAUGAAAGAGAUGAUCCAGUGUACUGUGGUGAUGGUAUCUACUUCUUGCAUCUUGCUGCCAAUCAAACAAUAGACUGUGUUCUUGAAUUYUCUCCUUCUGAGGUUGCUGCAUAUGACUUUGUAAUGCCUGUGAUUAUCAACAACAUAUUUGCCCCAUCACCACCCCCUUCAUUAUACCCMCCCACCCCGGUACCCUCAAGAACAAAUUGGACCAUCUCUGACCUGGAAACACCUGCUCCAUGUGUUACUGGUAUAGCSACACCUAGCCGCCGAGUACUGGCCACAGCCCUUAGACCUCCAUUACAGUUGUCCCACACAAGAUUGGAGUUCUCACUUCCAUCAGGCUACUUUGAUCUUGGAAUUGAAUCUGGUGCAGGCAGAGCUCAGGGCUGCAUGUUUGUCAAUAACAGUGAUCACCCUCUUACCUGGACACUUCAUACCAAGUCUGCUGGACCACUCUUAGAAAAUGGUACCUUUAAAUUCCUUCACCGYACUGGAUCACCCUUCACAACAUCCUCAGCUCACAAACACAGCACCAUUCCUCCAAUCACCUUGGAAUCUGGUGAAACUUUUCAACUUGGUGUACUUUUUUCACCACCCAGACCAGGACUAUUCAUUGCCCAUGUUCCUGUUAUCUUGAAUGAUGAUCGUGAUAAUCCAUAUCGAAUACUGGAAUUAAGAGGACAGCUUAAGGCUCCAUCAUUAAAAUUUGAACCUGAAAGCAUUGUGAUGAUUCCUACACCACUACAUAUUCCUGUGACAAUGGACUUCAAGAUUGUUGCUUCUGGUUAUAGAAAGACUGCCUUUGUGGCUUGUGAAGUACCUUCAAUUGAAUUAGAGAAUGGCAGUAUCAUGGAUGUUAUUGAGGUGUCCUUCCCAGAUGGCCAGACCAUCAAACCUUGCUGUAGUGACAAUGGUGAUAUAGAUUAUAUUGUACAUGGACAGAUCACCUUCAAAUCACYAAGUCCUGUAUCAUUCAGUGGUGCAGUUACUUUCAAUGAUGGAUUUAAAAAGUACCACCUACCACUUGCAGCAACAGCUGAUAACUGCCUUCUUACCACCUUCCAUUUCCUUGCUGCUCACCGUGAUGACUUUCAUAUUGUAUGUGGYCAGGAACAGCCAGCAAAUAUAGAAGAGAAUCAAGCAGAAGGUAGCAGACUUAUUCCUGGUGAGGCAGUCAUUAAACCUUGUGUUACCCCACAACGUCCAUCCACUCAGGCAUCAACAACAGCCACAAGUACAACAUUUGGAAUCAGUUCUUCAACCUACCAGGAAUCCAGYGCAAGUGUAACACCAUCUACAUUCCCGUCAACACCACACAAUGCAGAACAGACACAUAAGGGUGAAUCACCUAAAGUGGAGUCAGUACUAUCAGAUGAUCAAGAUGCAUAUUGUGUUAGUCCGUCUGUUGAAAGUGAGGAAAAAAAGUUCCUAACAGCUGUUGUUGUUGCUAUUCAAAGAUGGUUUUCGGUACAGGGCUGGGCUGGUGGACAGUUCCCCAUUACUAUCCCACAAUCCUUUAGUAUGGCACUGAAAAACCAAAGUGAAGGACCACCAAGCAACACUGCUAUGAUGCGCACUACCAACUGGGACAACAAUGCAAAGAAAGAAAUGCGCUCUGUGUUUGACUUGGUAUCGCAUAUUUGUGGUCGGUCUGUUCCAGGUAUUCCACUGGCAUCUACCUUGCCUACAGACCCAACAGAGAGAAUGCGUCAAGCUCACUGGAUGUACUCUACACUUCUUACAUUCCUCCGCACUCAAGGAGCAAUGUUACCAAGUGUUAAACCUGAACAUUUACUAGCACCAAGUGAAUAUCGGCUUUGGCAAGAUUUGCAGAAUACUGUUGAUCCCAAUGAAAUUCUUGAUGCUGAGAUAAAGAAGACCCGAUUGAAGGAYGCCAGAAGGGACUUGCUUAGGUUUCCUUCAGUAUCCAGGAAAUCAUGGACUGAUGUUUUGGCUCAGAUUAUUAAGGUUCUCCUUCUAAGCCGCAUCACUCCUCAACAGUACAAGAAACUCCAGUCUCCUUUCAGAGACACUCCUCCAAAGUUUAAUUCUGACCCUUUGUGYAGUAAUGURUACAGUGUAGGGGAGAGGGUUCUCCUAUCUUGGAUCAACCAUCAUUAUGAUAUACAGAGACAGAAAGGUUGGCCAGGGACCAUGGAUGGAUCCAAUCCUUGUUGUCGAUGGAUAGUCAAUUUUGAUCUUGACUUCAUGGAUGGUCUUGUACUGGCUUCCCUAUUGUCUGCCUAUGUGCCAUUCUUGGUAUCUACUCAUCUGAACUCCAUGUAUGUUCACCCAACAACAGCUCAGCAAUGUCUUCAUAAUGUUCUCAAGGUUACUGAAGCACUGAGGCACAUAGGAAUGGACUAUGAUGUACAGGCCACCGACAUUCUUGAGCCAAAUCCAAUCUCCAUUCUAUUGUUAUGUCUUCAUCUUUACCAGCGGCUUCCUCAGUAUUUACCAAGAACUACUGUGGAGUUUCAGGGAUCUCUGCACACAAGUGUAGUAAAGCAUAUUCACCUUCAGAAUCCCAGUAAUAAGCCAUUAGUUUAUCAAGUCAUCAUCGCAGGACGUGAUGCUGUUGACUUUAAUGUUUCAGUAGGAGAUUCUCUGGUGGUGCCUUCAAAAGGUAAUCUUCAGCUACCAGUUGAGUUCAAGAGUCGUUUUUUGAGACCUUGUAAUGSUACAUUGGUUCUUGUUGGCAAACGUGUAGGCUCACCUUGUGGCAACACACUUGUAUUUAAUCUGGAAACAUGUAUUAACAACAUAACACCAGUGGCAACUAUACAUUGUGAGUCACCAACAUAUGAGCUAAAGAAGGUCCAUUGCGAUAUAACCAAUCCAUUUCCUCAAGCGGGAGAGUUUCGUAUUGUUCUUGUUGAAGCCAAACUGUCAUUUCCUGGAACAAACAGCAACAACUCCUCACCAAGAAGUAAACAGAAUAAGCAGAAGAAAGCUGUUCCAGCUCGCACUGAUCACGGGCAAGGGAAUAAACCAAAGUCACCUAUCAAAGAUUUCCCUCGGUUUGACUCUGAUAAGCCAGAAUCACCGAAACMCUCUCCGACACCACAGCUCAGUGCUUUUUGGAGCCCUCGGCCCACCAUUCACUUGGACAGCAAUAGCACUUCAUCAUUAGAAAUUCAUUUUCUUCCUUUCAACGAUGGUCACCGUCAGUGCUCUGUCCUCUUCAUUAAUGACAAWAUUGGUGAAUUUCUCUACUCUAUUGAAGCCAAUGGUACUUUCCCUCUUCCCUCUCCUCUUCCCAUGGCAGACUCGCUUCACAGUAUGCGAAUCAGCAGUGCUGCAGCAGCUAGGAACAGUAUGGGGUUGUUUGGUGGAGAUGAUAGAGUGGUGUAUUGGAGGUGUGAUAAUGAUGAAAAGUUUACAGAAGAUCUUUACGUACCCAUUACUAAUACGGCAAGGGAGAAUGCAUUUGCUAUUGCUGCUCAGCAACGCAUGUCGGAUCGUGAAAUUCAACGUCGUCARUUAACAGGAACAUUGUGCAGCAGUACUGUAACAUCAAAAAUCGCUGCGAUAGGGCUUGGUGGUGAUAUAUUUAUGCAUGCYAGUGACMCUACAGUAAAAAGGGGUCUAGAUCUCAGCUUUACCAAGUUUUCUGUUGAAUUAAGCUCUAAGUUUUUUAAGGCUCCAAAAUGGGUGACAAUACCAACAACAAUGGAAAAAUCUUUUGGUGCCUCAAAACGAGAAAAAGAACCCUUGAAAGACACUAUCAAAAUACCAAUUACGUUCGAGCCCAAAGGUCCUGGACAUUACCCUUGUCAGAUUACACUCAACUCCACACAUGAUAUUAGGUUAUAUCAGGUAGAAUGCACAGUAAGUCCAAAGAGCUCGGCAUUAGAUCUGGAGUUUACAUCACCUGCACAUCAGUCAGUGACGCAAGAUAUCCCGGUGAUCAACCAUAGUCAACAAGACUGGCAGUUGACAGCUUCUAUAGAAGGAGAAGGUUUCUUUGGACCUCCUGUUGCACUAGCCAAAGCUUUAGUGACAACGUAUUACCCACUUAUGUUUAGGCCUUCUUAUGAAGGCCCAGUACAGGGAAAAUUGGUUUUGACGAAUCAAGUGGAUAGCACYGAACAAGUAUACAGGCUCUGUGGAAUGGGACAAAAACCUUAUGCUCUUGAUAACAUUGUGAUUGAAUGUGAAGCUCGUCAAAGUGUAACACAUGUACUGCAAGUGCCUAACAUAACAAAGAAGAAGGUCACAUUCAAGGUUCUUACUGAUCUUGACAUCAUAUCCGGACCUUCAUCGUUGACUGUCCUUCCUUCAAAAACCGCUGAGCAUGUUAUCAAGGUGUCGCCAUGGCGAAGGGGGCAGUUCAAUGGGAUGGUUACAUUUGUAGCUAUUUCUGAAUCUAACUUCGAGCCAAAGUCUCUUGAAGUUGUGGAUUCUGACAGUGAUGAAGAAAACCAGGAAUCAAAUAAACACAGCGUUUCUGCGCCUGCAAGGUUAAAAUCCCCAGGAGAUAAAGCUUUCCCUUUGACACGCCCCUAUAGGCAAUGGUACUCAAUCGAAGUUAACGCUUUAAUCCCUAAACCCGAGAAAACCCUUGAUGUCACAUGCGCAGCACAUCGAUCGGUUGGAAUUGAAGUAGAAGUGUCUAAUCCCACGAAUGACAACAUUGUGAUCGAUGUAAUAUUAGAGGGAGAAGGAAUAUUCGGUGAACCAAGUAUUGUAGUUCACCCUAAACAGAAAGCUUUAUACAGAGGAAAGUUUUCACCGACCAAGAUUGGAGAGUUUAGUGGAAGUGUCAUCUUUCAGCACCRAGCUCUUGGAGAGCUUUGGUAUGACCUCUCUCUGCAUGCCACAGCACCAGUACCCUCACAUCUACCGCUACUUAAUUGUGAACUCGGAAAGUCGGUAUACCAAAUGAUUCGCCUUGAGAAUCCUACCAAAGAAGCCUUGGUUCUCGAACCACAAUGUUCUAAUUCACGGAAUUACACUCUUGAAAUGGACUCCAGCCAGCUUGUACUCGGACCAUUAUCAGUUCUAGAAGUUCCACUUAAGUUCACUCCAUCUGAUGUUGGCCACACUAACCAUUCUGCUGAGAUARCUUUCCAUAGCGCAGAGUUAGGGGAUUGGWUAUUUUUAGCUUCUGGAACUGGAACAAUGCCGGGUGCAAAUGAAACUAUCAAUAUUUACUCUGAACUUGGAGGAAAUUCAUCGAUCAUUUUGCCCUUUCGUAACCCAACUGAUCAUGAAGUCAUCGUGGAUGUURUACUAAAGGAGCGAACCAUUUCUAGAUCAGGUUCUUUGUUCAACACUGCAAGAGACACAGACGUGAAACUCAAAGACUCGACUUUCUGCUUACUMCUCAAAAACCAAAAAUCAAUUAGUCUAGCACCAAAUGCUAACCUUGAUAUCCCGAUAUCCUUUGCACCUGAUACCAUGCAGAUUUAUGAAUGCACAGUAAGCGUUACUAUGCAUAAGAAUGAAGGAAUGCUGCAAUAUGGUAACCAGGCCGGCUUGUCAUCCAUCAUUAAUGAUUUACAUUGGAUCUUCCCAGUCAAAGGAAUUCCCGAAUCAUGUCCAGUCAAUGAUUCCCAAGCUCCUUGCAUCGAAUGUAAGGCGCGAAGUCGAGUUGAGGAAAGAGUGGAGGUGACGUUAACAGGGGUUGCGUCGAGUACGUCCAGCGCGAGUUAUGCGUCAUAUGUUAGGACACUCAUACCUAUCCACAUACUCCCCAGCGAAUGGGACCAUGGUAUCGAUUAUGUCAAUGUCCCUGAGGAAUUCAGGUAUGAGCUGCUCUUUGAAGAUGCAGAGGGACAAGCAGCAUUAGAGCGGUCUCUUGGCGUCAGCUUGAUACGAAAAGCACGAAAUCAAGUUUCGGGUGUUAUCAGCUUGGUCUUCAAUUUUAUUUUCUCGCCUUUCAAGCCAUUUCGACAUCGAGCACAACUUGUUGUGACAGCUAUGAACGGUGGAGUUUGGAGGUUUCCACUUGUCGCCUUAGCAACUGAACCUGAGGUGGAUGAUGUCAUCAAUAUGGAGGCUGCUGGAUUAAAUAAAGAAUCGUUUGUUGGCUUUCGACUUACAAGCCAGACAAGGCAUGUCCUUCCAUUUCAAGCCUAUUUUACUUCGGGUUCAGAUCCUGAGUUCACAGUGAUUCAAACCAGUGGUGAAUUACUGCCUUCGGGUUCACAAGGAACGCUCAUUAAGAUAGGGUAUAAGCCAACUGUAUAUGGAAAGACUCACCGUGCUAAAUUGGUAGUGCAGACCGCUGAUAUGCAGUGGACAUACGACGUAUUUGGAACUACUCCAGAAUACGCCCCACCAAGCAGCCAAGCGAAAAUUUCUUCUGGAAGUCACACUCAACGGCGAACUGUCAGACAGAAGAAAAAUUACGUUUUAGACAAUCUCAAAUUACCAAACACUGCGGUGUCAUCUCCACUAAAAGGCGCUCGUCUCGUAUCACGUGCCAACAAGACGUAAAUAAGUACUGGUUCGUAAAUAUGAGCAAUUCUCCUCGGUUAGCUGCCUACAAGUAAUCAUUUUGUAAAGUUUGUAAAGUGUCAUUCAAAAUAAAGUUUUGUUUUCGGUGUUUAUUUGUUUAA